AUGGUAAAGAAUAAUAUUUGUAAAUUAACUGCUGAUAAAAAAAAUGGCGAUUCUUAUGACCCCGAUGAUUGUGACUUGAUUGUACUGGACCUUAAUAAUGAAGAAAAGAAUGAUAAAUAUACGUAUCUUAAGAGGAAUGACUAUAAAGAAUAUUCUGGAAACAGUUUUGUAUGGGAAUCCUCAUCCAAGAACGACUUCACAUUUCUAACACUGUUUUACGACGGUGAUGAGAAGUAUAUAGUAAUUUUCCCAUAUGUAGGAAAUCUAAUACUUUUGCGAAAAUCAGAUAAUGGUUCCUGGAUUAAUUUAAAGACCAACCUCAAUUUGAGGAAAUUAAAAAUUUGUAUAAAUAAUGGAAAUUUACUUUCAUUUGGUUACUAUUAUUUUGAUCUUCAAAACUUUAACUUAAAAUUCAUAUUUCUUCAUUUUUGUGAAGUGGUUUUUUAUGAAGGAAAUUUGAUUUAUAACCACUGUGAUAGGCCAUUAAAUGGAUAUCCAUAUUCAUUGUCCUUUAAUUUAUUAGAUGACACUUUCUCAAUUCACCUAAUGGAUGAAUCUAUACUAACAUAUCAAAAUGUAAUGAAAGAAUUACCCGAAAUAAAACAUUGUGCCCUUACUAAAAACGAAAAUUGUUACAACACUUCACAGUCCACUGUUAAACGUAAACUCGAAUAUUCUAAGGAUCAAAAAUUGAUUAAAAAAAAGAAAUUAAAACACGAUAGACGAAAAUAUAUGUGUUCAUAUAGUGCUAAUUUUUAUGAUCCCAAAAUUGACGUUAAUGCUGAAAUUGUCUUUCUUGAUUCCAAUAUGAUUAUGUCUACUGAUAAGUUCGUCGCAUAUUGUUCAGGAUCAUAUAGGGAUUAUUUAAUCAGAAAAGGGUUUGCAUUUGGAGGUGUAGACGAAAGUUCAGAAGAUUGUGGAAUUCCAUUUGAUGAAGAGUAUCCUUCAUAUCAAAUAACUGUUACUAGAUCAUUUUAUGAAUUGCCUGAAAAUCGUGAUCUCGAGUAUAAGCCAAGAUCUAAUCCAGAUUAUUUAGGUUCUAUGAAGCCAGAUAUAACUAAGUUUAAGUUCUACGGCAAUGACGAUAUUGAGAUCAAGUCUGAUGAUAUGGAAGUCUGCUAUGACGACUUAUUUUAUGUAAUAAAGUUUAAGACUGAAUUACACAGAGUGGUUUAUGAUGGCAAGGAGUAUUGGAAUUACAACAAUAAUAAGAAUAAUGGAUUUCCUAUCAAAAUAUACUUCACCGACUACAACAAUGAUAUGAAUGUGUGCUUCAAUGAUGGGAAAAUUGAGAAGGUAAAGAUUAAGGUACUAUAUAUCAAAAUGUUCAAGACUGAUGAGUUUGGUAAUAGGGUAAUGAUAACUGACAAAGAGUACAAAGUCUCAAGGCCUGAAAAGGACAAACGACUAUAUAAAUUAAAGGAAGGUGUUAAGUGUACAGAGAUAUGGCAUGAUGAUCGUGAGUUUGUGUGGAAGCACAAGGAAGGUGACCCUUAUCCAAUUUCAAUUGUUUAUGAUAAUCAUUUAUUUUCAAUAAGCUUAAGAUAUGAUUCAUACUUUAUUGUUUUAUUGAGAGGACUUUGUAGCAUGAUAUGGAAUCCCAAGAUAUACUAUAUUCCGAAAUAUUUUAAACUAUAUAAACUGGAUAAGAAUGGUAACAAAUUAGAAUUGAAUGAUAAAGACUAUGAUUCAAAUUGUACCCAUUUCGGAAGAUUUACUUAUGAUUUGAAGAAAAAAGUCGAAUGUGUUGAGCUUAAGUUUAAAGGUGAAACCCUUUGGAAACAUGAACAGUCCCAACCAUAUCCACAUUCAUUCGGUUACUCUGCUUAUCACGAAACAAUUACGGCAUUCUGUGAAGGUUUUAACAUUAGGAUGGUAUGUACAAAAGGUAUUUGGAAUUCUUAUCUCGUUGGGCCAUAUAUUCCUGUGUGUUAA
Theileria annulata is the source of this 1935-nucleotide messenger RNA. Its product is annotated as SfiI-subtelomeric fragment related protein family member, putative. The record is from RefSeq and is a predicted model, not a curated record. The transcript has 2 exons. The coding region runs from base 1 to 1935 and encodes 644 amino acids. NCBI's taxonomy places the organism in Eukaryota, Apicomplexa, Aconoidasida, Piroplasmida, Theileriidae.